GUAAAGGUUAAGGAACCUGUCUGUACUGUCCCAAAGGCAAACAAAUUUUGGCUAGCCUUGAGUAAAGUCCAAUGGGGAUCACAGUGUGGCAGAACAGAGGGGGGACUGCCUGGAAGAACUUGGCAGCAACCUAACCGAGAAAAAAGGCAGAACACCCCAGGCUCAGUGCAUCAUCCUCAGACAGAGGUCUGGGCUGCAUUGCCAUGGAUCUUCUCCACAGCUGGGGGGUUGAGCUGGCGGUCCACCUGCAGACCCGAUACAGCAGGUACGAGGGUUUGUUCAGCCUGGCAUCCACGGUGGCUGAUCUGCACACCACGUUCUUCUGGUUGUUCCCGAUCUGGUUCCACCUGCGGAGGGAUACGGGGCUCCGGCUCAUCUGGGUGGCUGUGAUCGGAGACUGGCUCAACCUGGUCCUGAAAUGGGUUCUCUUUGGGGAGAGACCCUACUGGUGGGUUCAUGACACCCGGUUUUAUGGAGCACAUCCGGUCCCUUCUGUGAAGCAGUUCCCCAUCACAUGUGAGACUGGACCAGGAAGUCCUUCAGGUCAUGCUAUGGGUGCAGCUGGCGUCUGGUAUGUGAUGGUGACGGCACUACUCUCUAUUGCAACAGAGAAUCGAUGUCCCUCUUUACUAUACAAGUUCUUGCAGAUAAUCCUGUGGACACUGCUGGGCCUGGUAGAGCUUGUGGUCUGCAUGUCUAGAAUCUACAUGGCAGCCCACUUCCCACACCAGGUUAUCGCUGGAGUCAUUACAGGUCUACUAGUGGCUGAGGUUGUCUCCAGGGAGAAAUGGAUCUACAGCGCCAGCAUGAAGAGGUACUUCUUCACCACCCUCUUCUUGACCUCCUUCGCCGUCGGCUUCUACCUCCUGCUCAAAGCUGUGGGCGUGGACCUGCUGUGGACCCUGGAGAAAGCCCAGAGGUGGUGCAUCAAGCCCGAGUGGGUCCAUCUGGACAGCACACCCUUUGCCAGCCUCCUGCGUAACAUGGGCACCCUUUUUGGCCUGGGCCUGGGCCUGCACUCGCCGCUCUACACCGAGACCAAGAAGAAGAACACAAGUGUCACUUUCAAGAUGGGAUGUAUAAUUAUCUCUUUGUUUCUGCUUCAACUGUUGGAUGGAUGGACAUUUUCCUCUGAAAACCAUAUGACUUUCUACUUCCUGUCUUUUGGAAAGAGUGCAGUUGCACUUUUAAUCCCAACCACUCUGGUGCCUGGGGCUCUCUGUGGGAUUUUUAAGGCAAAGAGAGAAGACAAGGACUUGUGAUUGAGGUCCAACUUGUAGUUGAAAGUCAACUAUUAGUUGGAUUAAUUAAUUUUACUAGGAUUUCUUUUCCCGCAUGCUUAAGACACUAGGACAGAUUUUUUUUACAAUGUCCCUAAAGUUAUUGUAUAGGCCUGGACAUUAGUUCUUUAAAGGAAUAUUGUAGUUCAAGAGUUAUGUAAAUAUAUUUAUUCACUUUCUUGCUAAAAGUUAAAUGAGAAGAUGUCACUUUAAUGUCUGUAUGCCAAAUAUAAAGCCAAACUAACCAGCCAGCUUAGCCUAGCUCUGUAUUCAAUAAACAGGAGAAAAAGCUAGCCUAGUGCUGUGCGAUAGUAAGAAAAUCCACCUACCAGUACCUGUGAAGCUUGUUAGUUAACAUCCUGUGUCUUGAAAGAGUAAAGCAUAAAAAUAACAAUUUUCCUUUUUGUGCUGGAAUAUUGCUUGGCAUAGAGCUAAUUUUCCUUUUUACUCUUACAGAUUGAAAAAAGAAGCUAUAACUUGUUCAUUAGUGACCUGUAGAAGUGCUGUUAGCUGGAUUUUGUCACGUAUGCUAAGAGGCAAGCUAGCUCUUCCCCCCUGUUUCCAGUCUUCGUGCUAAGCUAAGCUAAAUGGCUUCUGUCUCAGGCUCCUUGCUAAUGCACAGUUAUGAAAGUGGCAUCAAUCUUUUCAUCUAACUCUCGACAAGAAAGAGGAUAUUUCCCAAAAUGCAUUUGCAAAUGUUUGUUUACUUUUAUAACCUGUUAGACAAAGUGGCUACUGUUUUGACCCCACUGUAAAUCCAAGUUUUGUUGCAUAUUUUUUUUAUCUGUAUUUGGCCUUCAAGGUCUUUCAGUGUGGACUAUUUGUUUAUGACAACUGUCUUUUCUCUCAGAAAAAAAGGUCUGCAAGUUACAGGCUCCUUUAAUGUCAACACAAGUACACACAUCAUGUAAAAAAAAAAAGUAAUAUGUAAAUGUAGUUAGCAAAACAAAAGUGCUCUUUGAUGAAGGAAGAUAUUGUUAGCAAUUUAAAUAAAAACAGUUUUUUUAACCACAAAA
Molecule: messenger RNA, 2296 nt
Organism: Seriola aureovittata
Lineage: Eukaryota; Metazoa; Chordata; Actinopteri; Carangiformes; Carangidae
Gene: g6pc1a.1
Product: glucose-6-phosphatase catalytic subunit 1a, tandem duplicate 1
Exons: 5
Coding region: 204-1262 (352 amino acids)
Biological process (GO): gluconeogenesis; glucose 6-phosphate metabolic process
Cellular component (GO): membrane
Molecular function (GO): glucose-6-phosphatase activity
Source: RefSeq, a predicted model, not a curated record